This is a messenger RNA of Cannabis sativa, 2733 nucleotides long. RefSeq lists its product as uncharacterized. NCBI's taxonomy places the organism in Eukaryota, Viridiplantae, Streptophyta, Magnoliopsida, Rosales, Cannabaceae. The record is from RefSeq and is a predicted model, not a curated record. The transcript is spliced from 2 exons. The coding region runs from base 25 to 1725 and encodes 566 amino acids.
GACUCUUCGUUCUCUCUCUCUUCCAUGCAGCAGAACAAAGCUUCGAGCACCAAUUUUGUGUUUUCACACUCGUCUCCAAACCGUUUCCACACUGUGAAACCAAUGACCAAGCCCAGAUCUUGCGAUCUCCGUGGCUCCGGCUCCUCCUCAAACGAGACCCAAGGAAGUUCGACUCACCCAAGCCGACCCAGAAGUACGGCGCGAAGUCGACCCAACCACUCCUGUCCCGUCAACAUUAACUCCGGCAAUCCCUUCGGAUCUCCGUCCAGUACGAAUAUUAAUGGCAAACCCACAGAGACAGAAAGCACUAUCCAAACCUUACAAGAGCCAAUCCUCCCUAACUUAGCCGACUCUGAACUCAAUCAAGCUCCCAUCUAUUUGGUAGCAAAAGUGCUCACGGUUAAAUCCUUUAACCGAAAGAACUUCAUCGACAAAAUGACAAGCAAUUGGAACCAUAUCUCUCGUUCUCCUGUUACUAUCACAGAUCGUUCCAAUGGCCUCUUUCUCAUUGAGUUUGGUUGCGAUGGAGAUAGGCGCCGGGUUUUGCUUCAGCAACCUUGGACCUACCUCAACCAAGCUAUCCUCAUGGACAUCCCUACCUCGGUGGAAGUCCUCAACGGGGAUAGCUUGCUCAAAAUCCCUCUUUGGGUGCAAGUUUUCAAUACCCCGUUCCUUAAACGAACGGAGCAAUUGGCACAACUUGUUUCGGCUCCCCUCGGUCACCUGCUCGAGAUUUACCGACCCUCCCUUCGCGAAACAUGGGGCCCCUAUUUCAGAAUUAGAGUCAUGUUUGAUGUGGCCAAUCCGCUUCCGCGGGGUGUGCCUAUCCAUUUCACCGGAAUAAACAAAGUUGUUUGGCUCGAACUAAAGUACGAGAACCUUCCCGACAUUUGUUUUUUCUGCGGCCGCAUGGGGCACAGUUACAAUAAGGGAUGUGUGGAUUACAUGAAAGCUUGCGACGAAGCCCCGUUCCCCCCGGAGCUCAGGUAUGAUAUCAAAACCAUUGUGGGUAAAGUUAAGGUUUCCACUAACACUAUGUUGUGCUCUGAACAGCUUGCUUUUGCCAAUCCCCCGGUAGCUGUGUUCAUGACAAACAACCCUGCAAGUACGGUCUGUGUCGGCCCCCCCGAAACCAUACCUCCAUUUCCCACUUAUAACGCCCCUGACAAAGCCAUCACUCACGGCCAAACCCAGCAAGUUGGCCUUUACAAAUCGGGACCUUUACCCCCUGCCCGAGACCAUGAGCAAUGGAACCAAGUUGACUUACAAACCCGCGCCCCAAUCCCAAACCAACCCGACACCAGAUCUCCCUCCUACACAGCCCUUCUCAAUGCUACCAUGAGCAACACUAGUGCCCUCAAAGCUCCCCAAGCCUCCACCCCAAGCCAAACUAACACAUCCCAAAACUCAAGCAGUUCCAAAUCCACCAACUCGCAGUUUUGUCAAGUCCCCUUGCCCGAACACAUCCCUCUCCUUGACACCAGCAAGCGGCUCGAAGCAAUGAACCUCACCUACCAACCGGGUGCUGUUUUUCCUGUGGACUCAAAAGCCUCGAGGAAGAGAAACAAACCCGACUCAAAGGACAAGUUCAAAAGACAAGCCGAAAUGGUGAAUGGAGAGCUCCGCCAACAAAUCAAACGCUCUCGCUCGGACAAAUCACAAGCCACGGGAAACUCCUCAGGAAGCGCAGGCCUUGCCCCUGAGCAGGCCUGCCUGUCGCCAUGAAGAUUGUGAGCUGGAAUGCGCGUGGAAUUGGGAGUGAGCGUGCAUUCCGUAACCUCUCCCGUUUAGUAUCUGUCUGUAAACCCGAUAUUUUGUUUAUUAUGGAAUCUAGGCUUACUAAACAUGCUGUUGACACUCUUAGGCUUAAGCUUCAUUUUGAUUCGGGUUUGGAGGUCCCUAGAAUAGGUAGAAGUGGGGGCCUUAUUUUGUUAUGGACAAAUGAUGUAAUCGUUAACUUGCUUUCGCAAUCUAUAAGUCAUUUUGAUUGUUAUGUCUCUUGUUCCUCGCAAAGCAAUACUUUCCACUUAACCUGUUUUUAUGGCUCUCCUAUAGAGUCGAAUAGACCUCAAACUUGGAAAAUUCUUGAUCGAAUAGGCAGAAGCAACCCUAUUGACCCGUGGCUUAUCAUCGGGGAUUUUAAUGCCUUCUUGUUUUCAAAUGACAAACAAGGGGGUAACCCUGACAGAGGACCUUCGAUUGACUUCAGGCGAUUUCUUGACCUUUUCAAUCUCACCCCCCUCGACCCUAAAGGCCCCCCUCUCACGUGGAACAAUAAUGUGGCUGCCCCGAGAAACAUCCAGGAGCGAAUUGACUGGGGGAUCGUAAACAAUGCCUGGAUCAACAAUUUCCCUAAUGCUCUCCUCUCCCAUCUUGGCUUUUUCGGCUCGGACCAUCGUGCCUUAGAGUUGGCUACCUCAAACCCCCACAUCACCUCUCAGAGGGCUAAUAACAAGCGGUUUCUCUUUGAAAAUGUUUGGCUCUCGGACCCAAACUGGACCCAAGUCUUCCAGAAAUCUUGGGCUAAUCCUGAAAACCUUCAGGCAGCCAUUCCCAAUUUAAUUGCCAUCCAAAAGCAGUGUGCCAAAACUCUUACCGCUUGGAACCAUAAGAAAGAUUUUCAGUUCAAAAAGCACAUUCUGAGAUUGGAAAAGGAUCUUGAGAAAGCCCGUGAGAGCCCAGUUUGGGACGCCCAAACAAUUGCAAAAAUCAAAGAUGUCCAAUCCAGGUUAG